This is a messenger RNA of Prorocentrum cordatum, 1038 nucleotides long. The record is from the annotation of a GenBank genome assembly. NCBI's taxonomy places the organism in Eukaryota, Dinophyceae, Prorocentrales, Prorocentraceae.
AUGCGAGAGCAGUUCGAGGACAUCCACGACGAGAUGGUGAAGCCCGACAUGUGCGGGGACGCCGUGCGGGCCUUGGCCACCUCGGCCAGCGGCCUCCUCGGGCGCGCGCUGGUGCUCGCGGACGACGGCAAGAUCCAGGCGGCCGACAGGGAUGAGCUGCUGCGGGCGGCGGACGGGGUGCGGGCGGACGAGGUCCACCUGACCAAGAAGAUGUGGCAGUCCAUCGUCACCAUCAACGAGCAGGAGGUGAAGAGGGCCGGCCAGUCGAACCAGACGAGGGACUCGGUGGUCGAGGCCGUGGCCCAGCAGUUGACCGACGAGCAGAUCUUCAUAUUCAGCAUCUGCGACUUCGGCAGCAGCGUGCAGGCCUACUCGCGGUGGCUCGCCGAGCAGCACGACGCACCGCUCCCGCCCCGCCACUCCUUCGACUUGAUUGCAGGCCUGAAGAGCGUCUUCAAGAAGGACGACACCAUCAUGGCAGAUGCCAACCUCAACUGUGCGCUCCGUGGAACUCUCUCGAUCUUCAUCGGCUUCGCCAUCGGGUACUGGGGCUACUCUGAGAUGAUUCCAGCAAAGGACGCCACCAUCCCCGGCACGAUCGCUGUGCUCCUUUCGCGGUCGCUCACGUCUCCAAUCAACAAGAGCCUGGGCCGGCUCCAGGGUGUAGUGCUCGGGAAGUUCUCUGGCCAGUUGGUGUUCGCACUGCUGGGCUGGUGCUAUGCCUGGGCGCAGAUAUCCCUCUCCGCCAUCGUCUUAUCGUACGUCUGGCUCACCCUGUUCAUCUACCACUACACAUCUUCCUUCAGCUACCUCGGAUGCCUGGCCGCUGCCUUCGGUACGCAAGCCUUCUUGGCUGGGUGCAGCGGCGACGUGGUGCAUCCAGACGCGGUCAUAAUCGUCAACAUGCUGAUCGCCAUCUGGAUCAUGACGGUCAUCGACCUCGCCUUCAGAAUGGGCCGCCCCUCGGAGCUGGCCUUCGGGGCCUACCUCGAGGCGUGGGCUGCUUGGGAGCACGUGUUGGAGACCGAAGGCUGCUAA